AUGCCUAUUGUCAACUUUGUGAACAGCACAACAAAGGCCACAACAAUGGUAGGGUCAGAGAGCUUUGGAAAUCUCCAAUUCGUAUACCAAAAGCUUUGCGAUCCUUUCUCAGUCAAGACUCUACAGACUUCAAGCGGCACAAUCAACUACAAGAUGAAACCUAGCAACAAGCAAAUACCCAGGGACGAUGAUUUUGAGUCAGAGGACGACGAUACGAGUUCUCAAGACGAGGACGACAGUCCUGAGAGCAAUGAUAGCAUUGACUUGAGGCCUGGGGGCAAUUACACCGGUGACAACCGUGAACCGCAUGCGCCAAGAGGUCCCAAGAAGAUAGUGAAUUACCAUGGAAGAGCUCUAGCAAUCCCAACAUCUGCUGGACCAAAUGGAUAUAUUCACGCUGAUUUUAUCAGGCGCGAGUUGGAAAUGAUCCUGGCCGAAGAAGAGAUGAACAAGUACAGCAUCGUACAAAAAGAAGACGAGAACGUUGAAAGACUUUUCGAGAUUGCGAAUGAAGUUAUACUUGCCGAAAGAACGGCAUUGCACUACUCCAACUUCCAUACAUACAAUGCAUUCCGAGACAUCGACACCCCCGAACAAGCGCGUCAAGCAGUCACAAAAGCGGACGGGGCUUGGAGGCAAAUGCCUCCCUACGCCAAUUGUUUGGGCAUGGCAAGUGCUUGCUGCAGCGCACUGCGCAAGCGACUACGAGGUCUCUCCCGCUUGAAGCGGUAUGCAUACCGAGUGGAACUUGUGACGGACAGUUGGAGGCAGGCUACCACCCACGACUUAGCAUAUCAUUGCAUAUGUAUCAUACGAUUAGACCAAUCCUGCAUCAUUUUAGAUCCAGUCUCCCAUCGUGGCGCGCAAAGGGUGUAUCUGAAUCAGAUCGGCGGCUACAGCGUCGAUAGGAACAUCCCCAGGGGCAUGCGUUGGGCAUACGUACCAGGACCUCGAAAUGCGCGUCUACUCGUGGAAUACGCUCCGCUAUAUCCAGAGCUUGCACUACCUCGACCAAUUACUGGCGACCUACCUGAGGCCCUGGCAAUAAGCUACAGCGAUCCAUUCGCCAUCAUCAAGGGUGGAUUAGCUGGGGGUGUCAUAAAUUUGACAUACCCUUCAUCCGGAAGGCGAUAUGCAUCGAAACAUGGACGUUUUCCAAGCCGUCGUACCAUCAACAUGAUGAGCAUCUGGGACCGUCAGCCAAGCUUCAAGAGUAUAUAUUCCGUCGCCACGAAAAGCAAAUCGCCCGAAUUUCUCGUAUCGACAGCUACCUUGCGAGUGAACUUCGGGCCACGGCGCUCAUUAGUCAUGGAGCGUAUCCCAUGCGCAGACUGGCUCGCAAGGCCUGAAAAUCGACACCUACUAGAAGAUUUGAUAGCAUACACAUCGCCAGUGUCCACAAACGAUUGGAUAUCAAAGCGUUUUGCCACCUGCGAAGUCAGGUUCAGGAACUGGUCAAGACUCAUCGAGAAAGGGUUCACUGCCCGAGAACGGCGAGGAAUUCGGUUGCUCGAUGCCAUCAGCGGAGGACUCGAUCAACCAAAUGGCGAGGUUAAGAAAAUAGCUAACGUAAUGCUGAGUGUCUGGAGAGCGCAGGCUGCAGCAUCAGUUGAUGUGAUGGUGUGA
Molecule: messenger RNA, 1626 nt
Organism: Plenodomus lingam JN3
Lineage: Eukaryota; Fungi; Ascomycota; Dothideomycetes; Pleosporales; Leptosphaeriaceae
Source: RefSeq, a predicted model, not a curated record